AUGGCGGCCGCAGAUGUUCGCGAUAUGCUCGAUUUGCCCGCAGAUGGGCAACCCAGACCAGCCAAAAAACAGAAAGUUGUGGAGAAGCGACCUGAGGGUAUUACAAGAGAGCUAUACGCUUUAUUGGGAGAGCGCGCGCCUCCUAUAGCGUUGAACGAGAACAAGUAUAAAGGACGACGGAAAUGGAUGAGCAAGCUCAAAGUGCGGCCCUGGGAUAUUAUACCGUUCAAGAACGCCGCCCGAAAUGACGACCUUACGCUGAAGCACUGGCAAAGGAAACCGAUAGCUAAAAACCCACCACCAAACGAUGCACCGGCCCAGGAAGGCGCCUCGGAUAAAGCGAUGGAAGACACUUCUGCUACGCAAUCCGAAGAUAUGUCGUCCUUUGCCAAGUACAAUAUUAAAGCUCAACAUCCUCGAAGAUACACGGCCGAGGAAUACGACAAACUCUUGAAAAGUGAUAUAUGGAGUCGCGAGGAAACGGACUAUCUCAUGGACAUCGUCGAGGAGUUUGACUUGAGAUGGAUAGUAAUCGCCGAUCGAUAUGAGUUCUCUCUAAACAACUCUGCGGAAGCGGACGUUAAUUCCUCAACAGCGCUCGUCACCCCAGUUAAACGCCGAACGAUGGAAGAGAUGAAGUCGCGAUACUAUAAUGUUGCAGCCCACAUGCUAGCACUUGAACAUCCGCUUUCGGAAAUGUCAGAGGCGGAGUUUGAUAUCCAUGAAAAGAUGAUGAAAUUCAACCCUGAGCGGGAGAGGGCUCGAAAGGAGCUGGCCAACACCCAGCUGAACAGGACCAAGGAUGAAGUCAACGAAGAAGCGUUACUGCUUGAAGAAUUAAAGAGGAUCGUCGCUAACGAGAACCAAUUCAUCGACGAGAGAAAGGAGCUAUAUGCCCGACUUGAAGCCCCAGUCAGCACCGGCAAUACCGCCAUGUACCAAUCCAGUCAAGGCCUAUCCCAGCUUCUACAAUCUCUUCUACAGGCGGAUAAGAAUAAAAAGCGUCGCCCACUUCUCGGCCCAGAUACAGGCGUGUCGAGCCCUGUAGGAAGCAUCCCUCAAGGAGGAGCAUCAGCCCGCGAAAGCAGACCGGAAACCCCAGCCCCAGCCACAGGUGCUGGACAAAGUAACAACAAGAAAGGAGCAGCCGCCAACGCAGCAGCCCAACCAACAGUCAGAAACCUCACGCCAAGCGAAGAGAUCAAAUACGGCGUCUCACACCACGACCGUUUAACCUCCGGCGUCCAAUUCCGAAACGACAAGGCCCAAAAGCUCACCCAGGCCAAAUCCAACAUCCAGUCUCAGAAACUUGCCGCCGCCCUUACAGAGCUAGAUAUUCCACCGCGUCUAUUCAUGCCUACUGAAAAAGUAUGUAAGGAGUUCGAGAAACUGAUCCAUCAAGUCAAUUUACUUCUCGAUACACGCAAGUUUGCAGAGAAAGUUGAAGGGGAAAUCCGUGUUUUGGAAGCUGGCAAGCUGGAGAGAGAGAGGAGAGAAAAUGAGAAGGCUGGCAUCUCUACGGAGGAUAAUGACAAUGCUGACGGGGCUGGAAAUUCGGCCGCUGCUGCAGCGAACGCUGCGGAUGAAGCUGGGGCCGCGGACACCAAUGAAGGGGCUGACGGUGAAGCUAAAAAGGCGUCUCCGUCAGGGAAAUCUGCUUCUUUGAAAGUAGGGAAGGCUGCUGAUGGAGCUGAUGCGGCUAUAGCAUCGCCUACGAAGCUAGCUGGUGCUGCACAUAAACGCAGUGCCAGCGUUCUCAGUGUGGCUAGUGAUAAAGGCACUAAAAAGCAGAAGAGGUGA
Molecule: messenger RNA, 1800 nt
Organism: Arthroderma uncinatum
Lineage: Eukaryota; Fungi; Ascomycota; Eurotiomycetes; Onygenales; Arthrodermataceae
Product: SWR1-complex protein 4
Exons: 3
Coding region: 1-1800 (599 amino acids)
Biological process (GO): chromatin remodeling; DNA repair; negative regulation of transcription by RNA polymerase II
Cellular component (GO): Swr1 complex; NuA4 histone acetyltransferase complex
Molecular function (GO): transcription corepressor activity
Source: RefSeq, a predicted model, not a curated record